AUGGUUAAAAGAUAUGGUAUUCAAUGUUGUACUCUCAUACAGCAGAACAAAUUUAAAGGAAAACCUUUAUGUAAUGUGUAUCCUAUGGAGCAACUCGAAACAAAAGUGAGCAAUCUGCAUAUUACGGAUAGUAAAGAGAAUAAUGGAGACAUCAUUGACGAUGACUAUUAUUGUAACAAUGAUUAUGAUUUGGAUGAAAAGAAGAAUACUAUCAUAAAAACAAGUUUGCAGAGAUCCAACACUCAAACUGUAUCAACAAAGGUAACAAAUUACCAACCUAAGCACAAACUGUUAUCUCGUUAUGCAAAUAAAAUUAAUUUGGAGAAAUAUGCGGGUCCGUCAUUACCAGGCCACGUGGCUAAUGUACUAAUCGAAAGUGAUAAACGGGUCGACAAAGAUCGCAUAAGGAUGAAAGAUAAAAGUGAUCAUGCAACAACUGAGAACGUAUUGGAUUCACGUAUCAAAAACAAACUGCACAAGCUGUUUGAGAAAGGAAUACUGGCAGAGAUAAAUGGUUGUAUUUCAACUGGGAAAGAAGCUAAUGUCUAUUAUGCCAAGUCGAAGAAUAAGGCAGAGAUCGCUAUUAAAAUAUACCGAACAUCCAUUUUGACAUUUAAAAAUCGGGAAAAGUAUAUCAGAGGUGAAUAUCGUUUCGACCACGUGCAUUCCCUGAGUAAUCCACGUAAAAUGGUAAAAGUCUGGGCAGAGAAGGAAUUUUCUAAUUUAAAGCGUCUGGAACAAGGAGGUGUCCGAGCACCACGGCCAAUUUUGUCCGGUGGUCACCUGUUGUUGAUGGAAUUCUUGGGAUCAGAUGGCUGGGCAGCACCCAAACUGAAGGACGCUGUACUUACAGAUUCAAAAUCAAGAAUAUUGUACAGGGAGUGUAUCGAAAUUAUGUGGAAGAUGUACAACAAGUGUAGACUUGUUCACGCUGACUUAAGUGAAUAUAACAUGCUCUAUCAUAACGGAUCAAUUAUAGUCAUUGACGUUUCACAAGCUGUAGAUCGUGAUCAUUGUAACGCAAUGGAAUUCCUUAGGAAUGACUGUAAUAAUAUCACAGCAUUUUUCAAAAAGUACGACGUGGGAGUUAUGUCACUUCAAGCAUUGUUUGACUUUAUAACAGACCCAACUAUAAACGAAAAUAAUAUGGAUGAAUAUCUGGAUAUAUGCAUAGAGAAGGAAAAUGAAAACAAGGAUUCUCAGCAACAGGAAAUAGAGGACGCAAUUUUUAAACAAGCUUACAUACCUCAAAGAUUGACUCAGGUGAUUAAUGUGGAACGCGAUAUAAAUCUUGCAAAAUCUGGGCAAGAUUUGAUUUACAAGACAUUGAUCGGCUUGAAAGCAGACUUAUCAAAGCCUGCGGAAAAACCGGAAAUACUUGCUAAUAAACACAAGACAGCUAGUAAAAGUACAAAGGAAGAAAGUGAUAUAUGUACCUCUUCUGAAAAGAGUAACGAUUCAGACAGCGAAAAUGAAAGUGAAACAGACAGUGAGGAUAAUAAGGUGAAAUUUGUAAGCUCGGCUAGGCCUAGAAAUGAAAGUCCCGAAAGUAGAAAAGCACGCAAGAAAGCAGUUAAGGAACAACAAGCCGAGAAGCGGAAAGUCAAGAUAAAAAAGCACGUGAAGAAACGUAAAAUAAAAGUAUCAAAAGGAGGAAAAUAA
Cyphomyrmex costatus is the source of this 1662-nucleotide messenger RNA. It is a transcript of the gene RIOK1, whose product is annotated as RIO kinase 1. The transcript has 5 exons. Gene Ontology annotation, molecular function: ATP binding; protein serine/threonine kinase activity. The record is from RefSeq and is a predicted model, not a curated record. The coding region runs from base 1 to 1662 and encodes 553 amino acids. Lineage: Eukaryota; Metazoa; Arthropoda; Insecta; Hymenoptera; Formicidae.